CUUCAAGAGGGGAACAAGAAUUUUCCGAGGCGAUACCUGCAGACGACAAGUGCAGCGUCGCAACUCCAAGUCGUGCAAACUACGCGAAGCAGAACGUUCACAAACGAAUCAAAUCCAGCAAAUCCGCACCAGCCGAAAGGUUCGCCGUCACUGGCAGCGCAUUUGUACGCUUUGCUGGGAACAUCAUCCUCCUUGUUACCAACACCGGACGGUCGACAAGGUGUGCCAGGAGCGGUCGUGCAAAGAACUACAGGUGCUGGCGCACAAGAAGACCAUGACGUAGCAACACAACUCGUUGACAAGGACGACACAGGAGAGGAUCAAGAUGAAGACACGACCACUAGUCCUGCCGGGAUGUUGCCUACAUCCUUCACCGGCUGGCGCGCACAUCACAGUAGUUCCACCAGCAAAAAUUACUACGGAAGAGCAAUCAGUGGCGUUUUGGUCGGCACCGGCCCUGCUACUUCCUCCACCUCGCAGCUCGAUCAGGAUUGUCGUCCGGCGUUUCACUUUCCACAGUUCUCGAGGACGCGAGAAGAAACGACUGAGUUCCUCUCUCCAAGUACACGAACUACCGGUGGGGCUCUUCUUGAUGCUCGUCGAGCAGGUGGGCCCGCGACAAAACCAACACAGCGGCCAGGUGCUCGUAGACAAAAUCCUAACACAUCAUUUCCUUCCCGCGC
This is a messenger RNA of Amoebophrya sp. A120, 683 nucleotides long. The record is from the annotation of a GenBank genome assembly. Lineage: Eukaryota; Dinophyceae; Syndiniales; Amoebophryaceae.